Messenger RNA from Anastrepha obliqua, 435 nucleotides. RefSeq names its product 40S ribosomal protein S12-like. Gene Ontology annotation, cellular component: cytosolic small ribosomal subunit; ribosome. Bases 1 to 435 code for a protein of 144 amino acids. The transcript has 2 exons. NCBI's taxonomy places the organism in Eukaryota, Metazoa, Arthropoda, Insecta, Diptera, Tephritidae. The record is from RefSeq and is a predicted model, not a curated record. Gene Ontology annotation, molecular function: structural constituent of ribosome. Gene Ontology annotation, biological process: translation.
AUGGCCGACGUUGCUGUUGAUGUGCCCUCCGCCGCUCCAGUAAUUGCUGACAAAACGGACAUAACUACCGCCCAACAGGAGGUGUUGUUCAAGUCUCUGAUCGCUGAUGGUUUGGUUCAUGGCAUCCACCUAGCGUGCAAAGCUUUGGACAAACGUAAAGGCGUUCUAUGCAUCCUCGCCGAAUCAAUAGAUGUCGACUUGUACAAGAAACUUGUAAUAGCGCUCUGCCAGGAGCAUCAAAUUCCACUUAUCGGUAGUGAUUCACACAUGAAAUUUGGUGAAUGGUCUGGGUUUUGCAAGGUCGGCAAAGAAGGCAAACCACGAAAAGUUAGCGGAUGUACUGUUGUGGUUAUAAGGAUUUCGGGGACGAGACUAUACUUUAGAUUUGUCGAAGCCAAGCAAGCAAAUUCAGCUUGCAUUGGACCAGCACCUUAA